Messenger RNA from Chelmon rostratus (copperband butterflyfish), 1643 nucleotides. Its product is annotated as 5-hydroxytryptamine receptor 3A-like. The record is from RefSeq and is a predicted model, not a curated record. Gene Ontology annotation, molecular function: extracellular ligand-gated monoatomic ion channel activity; transmembrane signaling receptor activity; neurotransmitter receptor activity. Gene Ontology annotation, biological process: regulation of membrane potential; chemical synaptic transmission; nervous system process. The coding region runs from base 55 to 1365 and encodes 436 amino acids. Gene Ontology annotation, cellular component: neuron projection; membrane; synapse. NCBI's taxonomy places the organism in Eukaryota, Metazoa, Chordata, Actinopteri, Chaetodontiformes, Chaetodontidae. The transcript has 9 exons.
UGGUAAAAAAAGAAGCAGGUGUUAGUAAAUGUGCAGUUAUUAAUACUGAAGGUUAUGAAUCGUGUCAUUCCUGCUGUGAUGCAGUCAGAAAUGUUGAGAUUUCAUAUCCUGAGUCUGUUAAAAGCAGUCUUCUUGCUGAGUCUACUUGCUGUGGCGUGUGGUCGUGCUGACUCCAGAUGCACCACUCGCCGGUGUCUGGCUGAAAUGUUGAUCAACAAAAGUUAUACAUCUCAGCCACAGUAUGAAAACUGCACCCAAAUUAUUUACGUGCCGUUCAUUGAGUACCAAACUCUGUCAGUUGACACAAAGAAUCUCCGCCUAAUUAGUCGCCUGCAGGCCUCACUCGUGUGGAGCGAUCUUGAGUUGGGAUGGAACACGUCAGUCUACCAGUAUGACGAAGUGGUCCUGCCAGUGAGUAAAGUCUGGACCCCGGAGCUCCACGUGACAAACGGAAUAGUAACAACCAUGAAGCACAGCUCCCGUGAUCUGAUGGUGUACAGUAAUGGCACGCUGAGGCACAGUGUGAUCAUAAAUGCAGAGGUGAACUGUGAGGUCAACCUCUUCAACUAUCCCUUCGCUGCUGACGAAUGCCCCGUCGCGAUACAAACCUGGUCCACAGACGGAUGCGGUACGGAGCUGGCAUUUGGCGAACUGAGGAUGAUUGAUGGAACUCAUGGAGACUGGAAGACGGACUAUGUGUCCCUCCAGAAGCAGAGAGAUGACCGCAAUUACAUCAUGGUGGCACUGAGAAUCAAGUAUCUGAACCCCUUCAUCACAUUAAUGCUGCCCAGUAUUCUGAUCGUCCUGGCUGAUGGGGUCAGCUUCGCUCUGCCGCUGGGAGGCGGCGAACGCAACUCUUUCAAGGUCACUCUGGUGCUCAGCUUCACCAUGUUCCUCAUCAUCCUGAACAACGAGCUCCCCGGAGACAGCCACUGCAGCCCCAUCAUCCGAACCCACUUCUGUGUUUGCCUGGUCCUCAUGGUGCUGAGCAUGUUGGUGUCGCUGGUGCUGACCCGGGUGGCCAAGGAUGGCGGCCUCAUUUUCUGCUGCUGCAGCAAAGAGUCGACCCCAGAGAACGCAGCGAAGAAGGACGAGAAAGAGGAUGAAGAAGCCAAAGCUGGCAUUAGCGUCGUUCAGCCGGAUGCCUCAGAGGAGCACAGUCGAAUGCUCAGAAAGGUGGUCAACUUCCUGCAAGAUCUUCACGCGAAGGAGCAGGAAAGUGAGAGACAUCAGAAGUUGGCUAACAUCUUGGACAAGACAUUUUUCUGGUUCUACUUCAUUCUUGGCAUUAUAUACUUUUCUGCCAUGAGUUAUGUGAUGGUAAACUAUAAAUGUUCAGUUAACCAUUUUGAUUUCUGGUACUAAUAAACCUUCUAACUGUAAUUAAUGCAUGCCAUGACUUUAUAAAAACAGCUAAACCUGGUGUUUUCUUUGAAAUUACAACUUUUAUUAGAUCUUGUGAGUUCAAAUGCGAAGAUUCAAAGACUGAUCUCAGUGCACAUUUGCUACGUUUGUGUUUAACUUCACAUUCAUCAUAACAUGUCAAAUGUCUUGGUGCUGGUUUGUAUUUGUAGUUUGCCCAAUGAAAACGAAAUCAAACAAAUAAAAGAACUUCAUCUUUCAACCCAACUGAGUCACAAAAU